AUGAUUGAGAGUAUUGGUUUCAAAGCAGACUCUCGACUGCAACGAACGCCAGCCAUCUCGGACUACUUUCGAGUCUUCACCUACGCGACGAAAUGGGACUUUUGCGUCUAUGCCAUCGCCUCGGUGGCGUCCAUCGGCGCUGGUAUCACCAUGCCCCUCAUGAACAUUGUCUUUGGCCAGCUCGUGGGUCAGUUUACGGACUACUUUAGAGACUCAUCUACCAUGUCGCCGGACAAGUUCAAGAGUAUUCUCAACAGGCAAGCUCUAUACAUUAUGGCGCUCUUCUUGGGUCGUUGGACUUUGAACACCAUCAACAAGUACUGCUUCAGGAUGAUAGGUAUCCGUCUUUCAUCUGGCAUUCGUCUUCACUACAUCCGCUCGCUCUUUGCCCAGUCUAUUCACGCUAUCGACUCGAUGCCCGCAGGUGCCCCUGCCACAGCCAUUACUUCAACAUCAAACACUCUCCAGGUCGGUGUUUCCGAACGCCUUGGAACUUUUCUGGAGUAUAACGGUACUAUCUGGGCGUCGCUGAUCAUCGCCUUUGUCUGGAGCUGGGACCUUACAUUGGUGACGUCUUCACUGGUCCUGUACAUUCUCAUUGUGUUGGCGGUUGUUCUUCCAUUGAUCGUCAAGGGACAAUCUGCUACUUCUGCGGCCGAUGCUGAAGGUACGGCUGUCGCGAGUGAAGCACUUGAACGUAUUCGUCUGGUCAUGGCUUGUGGUGCUCAGUCACGCAUCAUCUCUCGUUACAGGGAGUGGGUGGAAAAGGCUAUGAAGGAGGGCCACAAGCUCGCCCCAGUUGCAGGUCUUCAGCUUGGACUGGUGUUCUUUGGCGUCUUUGGGGCCUUUGGUCUCGCCUUCUGGUACGGUACUCAACGAUAUGCCGCCGGUGCGAUGAGCAGUCCUGCUCCCGUCAUCAUCGUGCUCAUGUCUGUCAUGUUGGUCCUCACCGCCAUGGAACGAAUCUCAACUCCUCUUAUGGCCGUCAGCAAGGCCAUGGUGGCUGCAUGCGAGUUCUUUGCCGUCAUCGACGCACCCCUCCCUGCUUCUGGAGACCUCAAGCCCGACAUCACAUCUGAAGACCUCGUUUUUGACAACGUCACCUUUGAGUAUCCCAGCCGACCCGGCGUCAGGAUCUUGGAUGGACUCAAGCUUCGCAUUCGAUCGGGACAGAAUACUGCUCUUGUUGGACCCUCGGGAUCUGGAAAGAGUACAGUUGUAGGUUUGCUGGAGCGAUGGUAUUCUUUGAGCAACCACCAGGUUCUACCCCAAGUCAUCGAAGCCAAGAAAGACAGCAAGGGUGAACAAAAGGACAAGCAAGAAGACAAUGAGAAGCAAGAAGGCCCCGCCAACCCAACUAUGGCUGGUGUAGUCACUGUUGGUGGUCACAACAUCGAGGAGCUUAACCUCAAGUGGUGGAGAACUCAGAUCGGCCUGGUUCAGCAAGAGCCCUUCCUUUUCAACGACACCAUCUUCAAGAACGUCGCCAACGGACUCGUCGGAACCGAGUUUGAAGAUGCACCCGAGGAGAAGAAGCGAGAACUGGUCAAGGAAGCAUGCCAAGAAGCCUACGCCGAUGAGUUUAUCAACCGCCUGCCUGAUGGAUACGACACCAAGGUUGGUGACGGCGGUGCCAAGAUGUCUGGAGGUCAAAAGCAACGUCUCGCCAUCGCCAGAAGCAUCAUCAAGAAGCCUCAAAUCAUCAUCCUCGACGAAGCCACCAGCGCCAUUGACGCCAAGAGUGAAAAGAUUGUGCAAGCUGCCCUCGACAGAAUCACUCAAAACCGUACAUCCAUCACCAUUGCCCAUCGACUGUCUACCAUCAAAAAGGCCGACAACAUCAUCGUUCUUCAGAAGGGUCGAGCUGUGGAAGAGGGCACGCACUCAAGUCUCAUGGAGUUGUCGGGUGUGUACAGUGCCUUGGUCCAGGCUCAGUCCCUGCGAUUCGGUGAUAAGCAAGAAGCCGAGACUCCGGUGGUGUCUGACGCUGAAUCAGAGAAGAUGGAGCAUCUGGGCGAUAUAAACCGGGUUCCCACAGCUGCUGAGGAGAGCCAAGUUCAUGAGCCAGUGGAACCUCGAAGCUUGGCUCGUAGCUUUGGAAGGCUUCUAUACGAACGGCGAGAACAGUUCCCCUUGUACAUCGGCAUCGUCUUCUCCGCCAUGGCUGUGGCUGCAGGAACCCCCCUUCAAGCCUGGCUCUUUGCCAAGGUCCUGGGCGUCUUCCUUAUCGAGGGUGGAGAUAUCAAAAGUGAGAGCAACUUCUGGGGUCUCAUGUGGUUUGCUCUAGCUGGCGGAGUUGGUCUCUCAUACUUUUGUGAAGGAUGGAUUGGCUUCCGCGUGCAGUACUGCGUCAGCGCAGCCUACAAGGCGCAGUACCUCCACGACAUGCUAUACCAGAAACUAGCCUAUUUUGACGACGACGACAACUCCCAUGGCUCCCUGAGCUCUCGCAUCUCGGGCGACGCGAAGCAGCUGGAGGAGCUUCUCGGCCUGAAUCUCGCCUUCCUGAUCUCGGCCAUCUUCAACGUCACAGGUUGCAUCAUCAUUGCACUCAUCUUUGGCUGGAAGCUUGGUCUGAUUGCCAUGUUUGUAGCCCUGCCCGUCAUGCUUGGAGCCGGUUUCUGGAAGUUCAGACAUGAAGUGCAAUUCGACCAGAUGAACUCGGCCGUUUUUGCGGAAAGUUCGCAGUUUGCUACCGAGGCUAUUGGAGCUAUCCGAACAGUUUCGGCCCUCACCAUGGAAGACUCUAUCAACAACCGGUAUCGACAGCUCUUGGAUGGUCAUGUCAAGGCUGCCAACAUCAAGGCUCGCUGGACUUCGGCCAUCUUUGGGUUUGCGGACAGUGCUGGUCUUGGAUGUCAAGCUUUGAUCUUUUGGUACGGCGGUAACCUCAUGGCCAAGGGAGAGUAUUCUAUGGAGGCUUUCUUUGUCUGUUUCAUCGCCAUCAUUCAGGGUGCCGAGGCUGCCAGUUACGGAUUCGCCAUGGCACCCAAUGCAGCGCAGGCAAAGGCUGCAGCUAACCGUAUUAUCGAUGUUCACCAGUCAGCAGAUGUCGAAGAAUCUCGUGCCAAAGGUCGCAAGGGUGGUAUCACUGACACAGAAGGUGGCGUCAAGAUUGAACUGAAGAACGUUUCGUUCAAGUAUCCCACGCGCGAUGUUGCCGUAUUCAAGUCUCUGAGCUUGACCAUCGAGAAGGGACAGUACGCAGCCUUUGUCGGUCCGUCUGGAUGCGGAAAGACCACCAUUAUUUCUCUUCUCGAGCGUUUCUACGACCUGGAACCCAACAAGGGCGCUCUUCUUUGCAACGGCACCAACAUCAACGACCUCAACGUCUACGAGUACCGAGACAACCUGUCCCUCGUCCCUCAAGAGCCAACCAUGUUCAGAGGUACUAUUAGAGACAACAUCCUCUUCGGUAUUACUGACCCAAGCUCCAUCUCCGACGAAAGAAUCCACGAAGUCUGCCGCGACGCCUUCAUCCACGACUUUAUUGUUUCCCUCCCCGAAGGCUACAACACCGAUGUCGGCAACAGAGGCGUUUCCAUGUCUGGAGGUCAGAAGCAGCGAAUCGCCAUCGCCCGUGCCUUGAUCCGAGACCCCAAGAUUUUGCUGCUUGACGAAGCGACCUCGGCUCUUGACUCUGAGUCCGAAAAGAUUGUUCAGGCUGCUUUUGAAAAGGCUCGCAAGGGACGGACAAUGAUCGCCGUGGCUCAUCGGCUUUCGACUAUUCAGAAUGCCGAUGUCAUUUUCGUGUUUGAUCAGGGGAGGGUGGUUGAAAAGGGCACUCAUACGGAGCUUAUCAACAAGCAGGGCGUUUACUUCGAAAUGUGUCAAAGUCAGGCAUUGGACCAGUAG
This is a messenger RNA of Fusarium vanettenii 77-13-4, 3855 nucleotides long. RefSeq lists its product as uncharacterized. NCBI's taxonomy places the organism in Eukaryota, Fungi, Ascomycota, Sordariomycetes, Hypocreales, Nectriaceae. Gene Ontology annotation, biological process: transmembrane transport. Gene Ontology annotation, molecular function: ATP hydrolysis activity; ABC-type transporter activity; ATP binding. Gene Ontology annotation, cellular component: membrane. The coding region runs from base 1 to 3855 and encodes 1284 amino acids. The transcript is spliced from 5 exons. The record is from RefSeq and is a predicted model, not a curated record.